CAAAAUGUCACAAAUACCACUAUCUAAAUAUCAUUUGCUUACUAAAAUUGGUUAGGGUCUCUACGGUGACGUUUAUAAAGCCAAAGUCUUAGGAACUGAUUAAUAUGUGGCAGUAAAGAAAAUACGCAAUUAUGUAUUAUGAGGCAAAUUAUAGAAGGAUAUUUCGGUUGGAGUGCCUGUAACAGCCUUACGAGAAACAUCGCUCCUACAACGCAUUCAACAUAAAAAUGUAGUCAAGUAGUUCAAAAUCAGUAUAUUUUAGAAUCCUUGAUGUUGAAAAAAUACAUGGUCAAAUAAGAGUGAUAAUGGAGUACUUGAAAUUGGAUCUGUAACAAUACUUGGGUGAGAAUAAGGACAGAUUAAGUCUGGGAUUAAUUAAAGUAAUGCAUUUGCUAGAAUAGAAAUUUAUGCAUGAUAUUUUAUAAGGAGUUGGAGCAUGUCAUAGAUUAAAUUGUAUACACAGAGAUAUACAACCAAAAAAUAUACUAAUUUAAGAGGAUGGUAUGGUGUCUGUUUUGAUGAAAUAAGGAACUCUUAAGAUCGGUGACUUCGGCAGUGCCAGAGCAUUUCAAAAGUGUCCAUAGUUUUUCACUUCCAAUGUCUGUGCUUUAUGGUAUCGAGCUCCGGAAUUAUUGUUGGGUUCAAAUUAUUACUCCACAGCUAUAGACAUGUGGGCCAUAGGAUGCGUCUUUGCUGAACUACUACUCAAAUAACCUUUGUUUCAAGGAGAGAAUGAGAUCCAUCAAGUCAAGUUGAUCAUCCCGAAUGCUCAAUCAUUUUAGACCGUUGUAAGUAUUACAUCCGAAAUUAGAAUCUUGCCGAUUCUGAACUACAACUAUAAUUUGACAGCAGCAUUACACAUAAACUACAAGACCUGAUAGAUCAAGACGGCUUGGAUCUGAUAUUAAAAUUGCUGAAACUAGACCCAGAGCAGAGGAUUUCCUGCUCCCAAAGUCUUUAGCAUGUAAUUGUGUUAUUUACUCUGAUAGUCCUUUUUUAGAUGAUCUAGAAUUUAUAUUUCAAAUACUAAAAUUUAUUAUUGCAUAUAUAUAUAUUUCUACCAUCUCACAAUUUUCAUAGAAUGAUAUUUGAUUUCAUUAAUGAGAAAGUUAAGAAAAAAAUCAAAGAAAUUUAAUUAAAAUGAUAAAACCAAUGAAAAUGUUCAUAAGUUAAGACAAAAUUCAUGUAUUAGAUUGAUCUAAAUAAGAUUGUACCAGACCCUCAUAUUUGUGGAUUUGACAAGUCCCUCACAAUUGAUAAAUAAACAUUUACCAUUUAGGUCAAUUCGCCAAUGAUUGAAUCAAUCUAAUAAGAAAUUGGAAUUUUUGGAAUUGUAGGGGUGUAUAGAUUUUAUGGCAAACUUAACCUACUUUAUAUUGCUGAGGCAAAUGAAGUUUGCAAAAUAAAUGGUUAAAUGAUCUAUGAAAUAAUUACGGUAUCAAAUAUUUUAUAGAAUCAAUUUUCUUCCAUGGAGUAACAAAGCAUUAAAAAUAUUGAAAACUAUUUUAGUAAAUGCACCUAUUUCUCAUUGUAAUAUGAUUUGACCAUCCCAUUGUCAUAAUAACAUCAGCCUGAAUAAAGUGAAAGGAGUCUGAGAUUUUGGUGGAAUUUUCAUGGUUAUAAAACCUUUUUGGCCAAUUCAAUUCCAAAGUGUUGGUGCAUCAAAAUAAUACAAGGCUAUGUUGGGUUGGGACUGUGCGAAAUCAAGACCUAAUAAAAACAGAAGCUGACCUAUAUUUUAAUUUCGCGAAGAGAAACUCUAAGAGGAGGCACUCGUUACAAUCAUAGAGGAUUAAAUGCUGAGGGAGCAGCUGCAAACACAGUGGAAACAGAACAAUUAGUUGAGUAUUAAGAGAAAUUGUAUUGCCAUCUGUAAAUCAGAGGGUCUGUUCCAGUGUUUUGGGAGUAGAUAGGUAUUCGUGCAAUAUCCUAAAUCACAUCAAAUACUGAAUAGACAAAAAUGGCCAUAACGAAACACCUGAUGAAUUUGAAGAAAUAUUUCGGGUCACUUCUAUUGAUUGAUCUGAUGGCUGUUGACAAACCGAAUGAGGCAAUCAUUAGUCAAACUUAUAAAGAGUACUUAUAUUGUUUAAUAUUUAGAAUGAUCAAUAUGCUCAAUCUACCCUAAAUCCAGCAUUAGCAAAUUGAUUUUAAGUAAUACUGCAAAAACUAUAAGUUUGAAAAACUCAAUCCUCUAAUUAUUUAAAAUAAAGAAAUCUUGAACUCCUAAUCCUACACUAAAUUUUAGAAUGGAAAGUUAUGUAUGUAUUUUGAUUCUUAAAUUAGUGAAUAUCUAGAAUGGGGUUGUAAGAACCAAUUGUUUGGAUUGUUUGGAUAGAACUAAUGUCUUUUAAACUAAAAUCGCCUUUUUCAUUACAAAUCUUAUAUUGAAUGAUCUUUGUAUCAAUAUACCGAAGGAAUUUAAAUGCGAAACCAUUUUAGAUUUGGUAAAAUAUGUGUAUUAAAAUGUAAGUCAGAUUAAGAGAAGGUGCAUGAUCUCAUUAAAUUGAUUAAGAUUCUAUGGGGAGAGAGUGGAGAUAAUAUUUCCAGAAUCUAUGCGGGUACCAAUUCCUCAACGACCAAAAUCCAAAAGACAGGAGGGAGUAGUUGGACUGGUAUGAUCGAACAUGGCUUAAAAGGAUUCCAGAGGUAUUAUUAUUCCCCUUAGAUGUUAGAUUUUACAACUAGAAUGUCACAGACGAGGAGAAGCAGAGCAUUUAUUCUUUCAUAGUCGGAGAGAAUCAGCAUUUAAAUAAAUAGUUUUUGGGAAUAGUGGAAUAAAUGCAAUAGCAAUCUCCCAUCAUUCACAAAAAUUUAUUGUUAAUGGUUAUCGGGUAUGAUGCUAAGGGUUAAACGAUUAAGGAUUUCUUUCAUUUAAUUGAUUCUAGAUAGUAACAUUAAUUACCACAUUUUAUAGAAUACCAUAAUUCAUAAUAGUACUGUUUCAGAACAUCGUGAAGCAAUGUUAGCCUUGCAAUUAUAUCAAAGAUUAGAUGCAAUCCACAAUUCGAUCUUAAUUAGGGCAAUAUGAAUGCGCCUUCUUUAGUUAGAAUGUAAUGAUCAUACUAUUGGCUUAUAGGAAAAAUAAUACAGUUUCAUAUUCACGAAAUAAUGUCUUUAAAAUGCAGAUUUCAAGGAUUACAUUAUAAAGUAGGAUGAUAGAGAAAUUGGAAUUGUUUAGAAUUUUAGUUAUGAGGAUCAGCUAUUUUAAGUUGUCAACCUGAAUGUUAAUUGUUAAGAAUUAUUGAUGUAUGAAAAAACGAUAAUUGAAGAGAUUAAGAAUAAGAGUGCGAAUGCUAACAUCUAGAUUCUCGGGGGGAUCUGCAAUUCGCAAAUAUUAAUCGAGGAAUCGAUUGAAGACUUUUGCAAUAAGAAUAAGAAGGACCCUAUCCCCUAAUUGUUUUUAAAAGAUUAGUUAUGCUAGUGUCUUUAAACAUCCUAGAUAUUGAAAAGCUACCAAGAAUAAAACAUUAGUUUCCUGCCCAGAAAUGGAUCCAAAAGCUGGCCAAAUAGAAUCUUAUAUGGACCAUAGGAUUCAUAGGUUGCCUUUAAUAUCUUGGCCUACGAGGAGUCAAUAAGCAAUGGGAUCAGAUUACUAAUGACAAUUGAUUUUGAAAUACUUGGGUUGACUGGAGAGAAAAUCAUAAAUAAUGAGGAGGAGGAUGAUGAUAUGACAUACUCUUAGCAAUUCUACUAAGUUACAGACGAAAAUGAUGAUUUCGAAAUAAUUACAUGAUGGUUUGACUCAAAAAUAUAUUACAAUUUUAUAUAAUUUAGAUUCA
Molecule: messenger RNA, 3782 nt
Organism: Paramecium octaurelia
Lineage: Eukaryota; Ciliophora; Oligohymenophorea; Peniculida; Parameciidae
Source: the annotation of a GenBank genome assembly